Melospiza melodia melodia is the source of this 1075-nucleotide messenger RNA. RefSeq names its product kallikrein-14-like. The transcript has 8 exons. The record is from RefSeq and is a predicted model, not a curated record. Gene Ontology annotation, biological process: proteolysis. Gene Ontology annotation, molecular function: serine-type endopeptidase activity. The annotation marks the transcript as partial. NCBI's taxonomy places the organism in Eukaryota, Metazoa, Chordata, Aves, Passeriformes, Passerellidae. Gene Ontology annotation, cellular component: secretory granule.
GUGCCUGGGUCCUCGAUGGGCACACCCGUGCCCCGCCCUGGCACACCUGUAUUACCUGUCUGUGCCCACACAGGUGCGUGGGUGCCUGGGUCCUCGAUGGGCACACCUGUGCCCCGCCCUGGCACACCUGUAUUACCUGUGCCCAUACAGGUGCGUGGGUUCUCGACGGGCACACCUGUGCCCCGCCCUGGCACACCUGUAUUACCUGUGCCCAUACAGGUGCGUGGGUUCUCAAUGGGCACACCUGUGCCCCGCCCUGGCACACCUGUAUCACCUGUCUGUCCCAGGUGCGUGGGUUCUCGACGGGCACACCUGUGCCCCGCCCUGGCAGGCCGCGCUGUUCCGGGGUCGCCGUUUCAUCUGCGGGGGCACCCUGGUGGCGCCCAGGUGGGUGCUGACGGCGGCGCACUGCCACGCCCCCGGGUACGGACAGGUAACCCCCGGGGGGGCGGGGCCGGGCACACCUGCGCCAGGUGAGCAGCGGCGCCGCUCGGUUCGCGCCUUCCCCUUCCCCGGCUACAACGAGAGCUCCAAGGACGGCGACCUGAUGCUGCUGCGGCUGCAGGUGCCCGCGCACCUGAGCCGCCAGGUGAGCCCCCUGCCGCUGGCACGCACCUGCGCCCCGCCCGGCACCGCCUGCCAGAUCUCGGGAUGGGGCUCCACCACCAGCCCCACAGUGACGUUUCCCCAGGCCCUGCACUGCAGCCAGGUGCGCAUCGUACCUGAGCUCACCUGCCGCCGCAUCUACCCCAACUCCAUCACCCCCAACAUGCUCUGCGCCGGGGAGCCGCGGGGCCGCGCCGACACCUGCCAGGGCGACUCCGGGGGGCCCCUGAUGUGCAACGGGCGCCUGCAGGGCAUCACCUCCUGGGGGCCGGGGGUCUGCGGGGACCCCCACAAACCGGGUGUCUACGUCAACCUGUGCCGCUACGGCCGCUGGCUGCAGCACACCAUGGCCCGGAACUGACCCAAAAAACGCCGAAUUCACCCCAAAAACGGACCCGUCCGCCACAAAAACAUGAGCCCAAACAUCCCAGGUAGAGCCUGGAAAUUAAACAUGUAUCCACUCCCAAAA